This is a messenger RNA of Suillus fuscotomentosus, 315 nucleotides long. RefSeq lists its product as uncharacterized. NCBI's taxonomy places the organism in Eukaryota, Fungi, Basidiomycota, Agaricomycetes, Boletales, Suillaceae. Bases 1 to 315 code for a protein of 104 amino acids. The transcript has a single exon. The record is from RefSeq and is a predicted model, not a curated record.
AUGUCUAAGCUGCAUGUAAAGACAGAUAAUAAUCAAUUCAAGGACAUGGCAAAUUGCCUGAGACAAUGGGCAUCUUCAUUCACAGUUCUCACCGUCAUGUGCAAUCAUUGUUCACCCUGGCACAGAGACUCUCAAUGCUUUGCUCAAUGGUUUGAUAUAAUAACCAGUGUUGGUGAUUAUGGACCAGUGCGAAUGAAAUUGGCAAAUAUUAGGAUUGAAAUUGCCUAUAAUUCAGGCAUUAUGAUAGGUACUUCAAGUAGAAUUGUUGGGCAUGGUGUAGACAGGGUGAACAGUAAUAGAGUUAGCUGGGUGUGA